AUGGACUCCCUCCUGGGAUCUGUACAGAGGCAAGGAAAUGGAGCGAUAGACCCUCCCACGAAAAGCGAGUCAAGGAGAUUAGUAAAUGCGUCUGCAAUUGUCAAGAAGCCAGCCGCUGUCUCGAAGUCUCAGCCCCGUACAAACAGCCUUAAGCGCCUGACAGCAAUUCCUACUACGCCACCUAGAGCGAGUCUGAAUUCGGCUUUUAAUGCAAUAGCUUCAGCAGAGAGGAGUUCCAGUCCGCCACGGACCCAUCAGUCUCAAGCACUUGGCGCCCCUAAAAUCGGUUUAUCAAAGAGCGCCAAUCCCAUGCUUACCACUAUAGUCAGGACUACAUCGAAUCAGAACGCCGCUACUCAACCCACACGAUCCGAGGGUCAGACAGGCUCUCCGCUCGCUCACACACCUGCCGGGUCAGUUGCGGAAGGCUUCCUCGAUCUUCCAGUAACGGAGCCCGCCCACAAACGCAACCUUACCGGCAGCUACGCAACUCGCGAAAGCACCAUCAAUAGCGAGAUCAACGCAUUUAAUCGCGAAUUAGGCCUCGUAGAGCGUAAGGCGGCUGAUUUGGGCAAAGAACACACGAGGCACACCGAGAUAUACUGUAUUGCAGCAGCAGCCCCCAGCAAUGCGAGUGCAGAUGCCUUGCCUUUUCACGGGAAACGGCCAGGUAUCAGGGCUAGUUAUGGAGAGAAUAUUGAAUAUGGGGCAACUGCAGUGGGAGGCAAUGAUCAUGCCACGCUUGUUAAUGCAUUGCCCUCAAGUCCCGGAUCAAGCAUCAUUCUACACAGCCAAGACAGCACGCAGAGAAACAUGGGGGCUUGUAUCCUCGAUGAAUCUUCUGACGUAGACCCGCCUAGCUCUCCUCUGGCAAGAAAGAGCAAUGCUGUCUUGCAGCAUGAUGGACGACCGCAUAAGCGGAUGAUAGAGGUAGGCUUGAGAGUAACCAAGAAAAGAAGGUUAGGAGUCGAGUAUCACAAAGUAUUGCAGAACACGACAAACAAGCAUGAUUAUAGUGAAGAGCAAGCUUCUAUAUUGGAUUCAUCACCGCCCUCUCUGCACAGGGCUGUUGGGGCAAAGCAAAGUCUCACAAAGGUGACAUUGACAGCUGGAGCACUCGAUUCAGGCAAAAAUUCCGUGCCUGCUUUUGGAGCUGCUCCCUGUACCAAUAACUUCGCAUGA
Molecule: messenger RNA, 1182 nt
Organism: Pseudovirgaria hyperparasitica
Lineage: Eukaryota; Fungi; Ascomycota; Dothideomycetes; Acrospermales; Acrospermaceae
Exons: 2
Coding region: 1-1182 (393 amino acids)
Source: RefSeq, a predicted model, not a curated record